Pogoniulus pusillus (Red-fronted tinkerbird) is the source of this 723-nucleotide messenger RNA. Its product is annotated as interleukin-2 receptor subunit alpha-like. The transcript has 6 exons. Gene Ontology annotation, biological process: inflammatory response. The coding region runs from base 1 to 723 and encodes 240 amino acids. Gene Ontology annotation, molecular function: interleukin-2 binding; interleukin-2 receptor activity. The record is from RefSeq and is a predicted model, not a curated record. NCBI's taxonomy places the organism in Eukaryota, Metazoa, Chordata, Aves, Piciformes, Lybiidae.
AUGCGAGAAGACAACGCUUUGAGUAAUGUGAAUGAAAUCAAAGGCUGGAUCCUAGGAAUGCUGUGCAAAAUCCAGCUGCAAAAAAGAUGCCCAGCUCUUCCAGUGCCUGAGUUUGCUGAUGUUACUGCUGAAGCAUAUCAACUGGAGACCAGACUGUAUUAUGACUGUGAUGCUGGCUACAGGAGAAACAAAGGCCAGAGCUCAUUAAUUCAGUGUCAGAGUGUAAAGCAGGGUGCUUCUUGGAACUACAAGGAGUUUGAAUGCAUUGCAAAUCUAACUUUUCCCACAGAUGAGAAGACUUUCUUAUCAACAGCUCCCACCACAAAGUUAGAUUUUACUCAGAAGCUGGAGGGAAAAACACCCCAGAAGCAAGAAAACAUUUCAGAGUUUGACCAGAAAGAUUUGUGUGGUCCUCCCAGGACUAUUCCACAUGCCUCUUUAAGCCCAAAAAGGAAGUAUUAUGUGGGGCAAGUGCUGCAUUUCAAGUGCCAGAGCGGUUACGACAAGCGACCUCCCACCUCUGGCAUCCGCACCUGCAAGAAGGAAAAUGGCAGAAUCAUCUGGACCCACCUUGACAUGACAUGCACCAAUGACAGCAAUAAGUGGCCACCAUCCACCUCAGUAGAGCUAGUUUCAACUCAUCCAUCCUUGUCCUCACCUGUGAUGCUGCCAGUGAAAGCACUCCUUUUUGUUCUGUUUAUCAUCCCUGCUGUCUUCCUGUGA